Messenger RNA from Tauraco erythrolophus (red-crested turaco), 2135 nucleotides. The record is from RefSeq and is a predicted model, not a curated record. Lineage: Eukaryota; Metazoa; Chordata; Aves; Musophagiformes; Musophagidae.
CCUCUCCGCUUCCCCUGCAGCAUCUCUUGGAUGGCUUCCAGUGCAGCCGAGAAGAUGACCUCCUGUCUUACGGGGAAACGGGAAUGCCGGUCCCUCCCUUCGGCUGCACCUUUUCUGCAGCCCCGAAUUUGGAGCAUGUACUGGCAGUUGCAAAUGAAGAAGGAUUUGUUAGACUGUAUGAUACUGAAGCUCAAACUACCAGCAAAGUCAUCUUUAAGGAAUGGCAGGCUCACUCAAAUGCUGUAUUUGACCUUGCCUGGGUGCCAGGGGAACACAGGAUUGUCACUGCUUCAGGGGAUCAGACAGCCAAGGUGUGGGAUGUGAGAGCCGGCGAGCUUCUUGGCAUAUGCAAAGGUCACCAGUGUAGCCUCAAGUCAGUUGCUUUUUCUAGAUUUGAGAAAGCUGUCUUCUGUACUGGAGGCAGAGAUGGAAACAUCAUGAUUUGGGAUACGAGAUGCAACAAGAAAGAUGGAUUUUAUAGGCAAGUGAAUCAAAUCAGUGGAGCACACAAUGUGAUUGACAAGCAGACUCCUUCCAAACUGAAGAAGAAGAGGCAGAACCUAAGAGGACUUGCUCCCUUGGUGGACUUUCAGCAGAGUGUAACUGUGGUGCUGCUUCAGGAUGAGCAUACUCUUAUCUCUGCAGGAGCUGUUGAUGGUGUGAUCAAAGUAUGGGACUUGCGCAAGAACUACGCCACUUACCGUCAGGACCCAGUGCCUUUCAAGUCUUUUUGCUACCCUGGGACCAGUACUCGCAAACUUGGAUAUUCUAGCAUGGUUUUGGAUUCCACUGGUGCUAAUCUGUUUGCUAACUGCACUGAUGAUAGCAUCUACAUGUUCAACAUGACAGGUUUAAGGACCACUCCAGUGGCAGUUUUCAGCGGGCACCAGAAUUCAACCUUUUACAUCAAAUCCAGCACCAGCCCAGACGACCAGUUCCUGGUCAGUGGCUCAAGUGACUGCAAUGCAUAUAUCUGGAAGGUUUCUGAGCCCAGCCUUCCUCCAUGGAUACUCCUUGGUCACUCUCAAGAAGUUACCUCCAUUGCUUGGUGUCCUUCAGACUUCACUAAGAUUGUCACUUGUUCCGAUGACAACACUGUGAGGAUUUGGCGCUUACGACGUCGUCCUGAGGAGGAGAAAUCAGCAUCCAGCAAAGUCAACUUGGUGGGCUGGGUCACUCAGAAGAAAUCAGAAGAACAACGUGGAGCAGGACCGCCAGCCAGCCCGCAGAGCACUCCUGCCAAGGCCUUCACAGCGGGCAGCCCGUGCGUUUCCUCGCCACGGCCAGCUGCCUGUGCUCCCAUUUAUUCUGGAGACCUUCCCCUGUCUACAAACACUCCAACAGCCACUCUCAAAACCCAGACGGCCACAGCCUGCACCCCAGCCAAGCAGAGUGGAGCCAGCCCACGCCCUUCUUCCAAACUGAUCCUUUCCUCCAAAAUGUCCAUUAAACACUGGGUUACAAGGACUCCAUGCUCUUCUCCUCCAGAAGUGGGGAAAAAGGCUCCUUCUCCUAGAAAAGCCCUGGCAGAAGUCACCCAAGGUCUCCUGGAAGCCGCUUGCCCUCCUAAAGCCCCGCAGUUUGAAAAGCGUGCCAAGAGACGGCUUGACUGCAGCAAGGAGGACGAUGCGGGACAGAAGUGUCUGCAGGCCUGUAGCUGUGUGACUGAACUGGACCAUACGGCUAAGAAAUCCAAGCUGAAUUUAUGUCACUUGGCUGCAGACCAGAAAGCUUCUGAUGAAAGCUGUCUCAGCCUGGCUGACUUGGAUAACGACCGCAAAGGGUCCAGCCGCAGCCCAAAAGAGCCUUCCUUUCCUGGAAGCCAUAUUAAUUCAUCAGGUGUUCAAACUCCCCCUCAUCUUUUCAGAUCUCCAUGCGGGAAAGGCACUGAGGUAGUAGAUAAAGAGAAUAGUUCACCUGAAAGAAAAAAUUGGUUGUCUGCUCUGGGAGAGAAGCUCCGGACUGGCAGAGUGGGCAGCCAGAGCGUGUCACACAGCCCCCCGUCAUCUUGCAGUCCCAGUACCAAAAGACAAGAGGCUAUGACAGCGGCCACUUCACCGAAAACUGCUGCAACCACUUCAGUUUCAAUGAGGAAGAUCUGCACAUACUUCCACAGAAAGCCACAGAAUGACUGA